Xenopus laevis (African clawed frog) is the source of this 4668-nucleotide messenger RNA. It is a transcript of the gene ndst1.S, whose product is annotated as N-deacetylase/N-sulfotransferase (heparan glucosaminyl) 1 S homeolog. Lineage: Eukaryota; Metazoa; Chordata; Amphibia; Anura; Pipidae. Gene Ontology annotation, molecular function: sulfotransferase activity; hydrolase activity; deacetylase activity. The record is from RefSeq and is a predicted model, not a curated record. The transcript has 15 exons. The coding region runs from base 475 to 3111 and encodes 878 amino acids. Gene Ontology annotation, cellular component: Golgi apparatus; Golgi membrane. Gene Ontology annotation, biological process: heparin proteoglycan biosynthetic process; heparan sulfate proteoglycan biosynthetic process.
CUCCCCCUCCCCCUCAGUCCCCUCCCCCCUCUCUCUCUCUGUCUGUGUUGCAGGCUCUGGGCUUCCCUUGCAGCCUGUGUGAGCCUCUCUGUUCCCAGCACAGAGACUGACUGUGGCAGGGACGGGGAGCACGGGGAGACUGAGGACUUGGCCCAGCUGGAGACUGGAGGGGGAAUAGCCAUGAACACAACAGCUUGUAAUGUUCAGAAGACCUAUCACUCAACAUCACAAUCCUGAUCACAAAAAGCAUGCUUCACAGCCAUUCAAAUCUAAGGCUUCCCCCUCCAGUGGCUUUGAUAUCUCCUCGUGCCGGCAAGCAUCUUCAUCAGCCAUCUCCUUGCUCCCGUUUCAUCCUAGAAUUGGACUUUGGAUGGACGUGCCAUGGUGACAUGAACAGGCUGAGUCAGGGGAACUUGUAACAUAAACAAAGCAUUUGUGAGCUUGUGCCAUUCCUUCUGGGACGGUAGCAAGACCAUGAGCUUGUCCCUGAAGACACGCAGGUUUGGGAGGCCUGUAAGACCACAACUGGUGCUUUUGCUUCUGUUUGCCCUCUGCCUUCUAAGUGUCUUCAUCUCUGCCUAUUACCUGUAUGGCUGGAAAAGAGGAUUGGAGCCCUCAGGUAGUGAGGCCCAAUCUCCAGACUGUGAUGAACCCAAGAUAAGCCCAUCCCGUUUGCUACCAGUGAAGCCUCUAAAGCCAGUGGACUCCUCUCGCACAGAUCCUUUAGUACUUGUCUUUGUGGAGAGCCUGUACUCCCAACUUGGGCAGGAAAUAGUCGCCAUCUUGGAAUCAAGUCGAUUUAAAUAUCGUACUGAAAUUGCUCCGGGUAAAGGGGAUAUGCCUACCCUCACCGACAAAGACCGGGGACGUUUUGCGCUAAUCGUAUAUGAAAACAUCUUGAAGUAUGUAAACCUGGAUGCUUGGAACCGUGAAUUGCUUGACAAGUACUGUGUAGAGUAUGGAGUUGGGAUCAUUGGCUUUUUCAAGGCCAACGAGAACAGUCUGCUGAGCGCCCAGCUUAAAGGAUUCCCCCUGUACCUUCACUCAAAUCUUGGUCUGAAAGAUUGCAGCAUCAAUCCUAAAUCCCCUCUCCUUUACAUAACCCGGCCUAACCAAGUGGAAAAGGGGGACCUUCCAGGGGAAGACUGGACCGUCUUCCAAUCCAAUCAUUCCACCUACGAACCUGUUCUUUUAGCUAAAACCAAGUCGGCAGAGAGUAUACCUCACCUCAGCGUCGACGCAGCCCUCCACACCACUGUGGUCCAGGACCUGGGACUACAUGAUGGUAUCCAGAGGGUCCUGUUUGGCAACAAUCUUAACUUCUGGCUACACAAACUAGUGUUUGUUGAUGCAGUGUCAUUCCUUACGGGAAAACGAUUGUCCCUACCCCUUAACCGCUAUGUGCUAGUAGACAUUGAUGAUAUCUUUGUUGGGAAAGAAGGAACUCGGAUGAAGGUGGAAGAUGUGAAGGCGCUGUAUGACACACAGAUGGAGUUACGGACACAUAUCCCCAACUUUACCUUCAAUCUUGGCUUCUCUGGCAAGUUUUUCCAUACAGGUACGGAUGCUGAGGAUGAAGGGGAUGACUUGCUGCUCUCCUACGUGAAACAGUUCUGGUGGUUUCCCCACAUGUGGAGUCACAUGCAACCCCAUCUCUUCCACAACCAAUCAGUGCUGGCCGAGCAAAUGGCCUUAAACAGGAAAUUCGCUGUGGAUCAUGGCAUACCUACAGAUAUGGGGUACGCUGUGGCCCCUCAUCAUUCUGGUGUGUAUCCAGUUCAUGUACAGUUGUAUGAAGCUUGGAAACAGAUAUGGGGGAUCAAGGUUACAAGCACGGAAGAAUACCCUCAUCUGAAACCAGCUCGGUACCGCAGGGGCUUUGUUCACAAUGGAAUUAUGAUCCUUCCCCGGCAAACAUGUGGCCUCUUCACGCACACCAUAUUCUAUAAUGAAUAUCCUGGGGGGCCUGUGGAAUUGGACAAGAUCAUUAAUGGAGGGGAACUUUUUCUGACUGUCUUGCUCAACCCUAUCAGCAUUUUCAUGACCCACUUGUCUAACUACGGCAACGACCGACUGGGACUUUACACCUUCAAGCUACUGGUGCAGUUUCUGAACACCUGGACAAAUCUGAAGUUGGAGACUCUGCCUCCUGUACAGCUCGCACAUAAAUAUUUCCAAAUCUUCCCCGAGGAGAAGGACCCUUUGUGGCAGGAUCCAUGUGAGGAUAAAAGACACAAAGACAUUUGGUCAAAAGAAAAGACUUGUGAUCGUUUCCCUAAACUUCUCAUCAUCGGUCCUCAAAAAACUGGCACCACUGCAUUGUACCUUUUCCUAGGUAUGCAUUCAGACCUGAGCAGCAAUUACCCCAGCUCUGAGACCUUUGAAGAGAUCCAGUUUUACAAUGGACAGAAUUACCAUAAAGGCAUUGACUGGUACAUGGAGUUUUUUCCCAUUCCAUCUAACACUACAUCUGAUUUCUACUUUGAAAAGAGCGCCAACUACUUUGAUUCAGAAUUGGCUCCCCGGCGGGUGGCAGCCUUGCUGCCAAAAGCUAAAAUAAUCACUAUUCUCAUCAACCCUGCAGACAGAGCCUACUCCUGGUACCAGCAUCAGAGGGCUCAUGAUGACCCUGUAGCCAUAAAGUACACUUUUCAGGAGGUGAUCAAAGCUGGGCCUGAAGCUCCCCAGAGACUCCGAGCCCUUCAGAAUAGGUGCCUUGUCCCAGGCUGGUACUCAACCCAUAUAGAGCGCUGGAUGAACCACUUUCAUGCUAACCAGAUAUUGGUUUUAGAUGGUAAAUUGCUGCGCACUGAGCCUGCUAAUGUGAUGGAAACUGUGCAGAAAUUUUUAGGAGUCACAAAUGCCAUGGAUUAUCACAAAACUCUGGCAUUUGAUCCCAAGAAAGGAUUUUGGUGCCAACUUCUGGAUGGUGGGAAAACCAAAUGCUUGGGGAAAAGCAAGGGAAGAAAAUACCCAGACAUGGAUUCAGAUUCAAGAUCCUUCCUGAUGGACUAUUAUAGGGACCAUAACAUCGAGCUCUCCAAACUGCUUUACAAGAUGGGGCAGACACUCCCCACCUGGCUGAGAGAGGAGCUUCAGAACACUAGGUAGCUGUUACUGAUGAAUUAAAGAAGAUGGGUUUGCCUCUGAAAACGCUUCAGUGGUGUCACAAUUGUGACAUAAUUAAUCCUACAUGGUACAUUUGGCAAGUGUAGAUGAACUCUGUGGGUCUCUUUUGGAAAGACUUGGGGUGUCCUUGUCUCCACUGAAGACAUCAGUCAAUGAUUGCAUCCUGAAAGGCCUGUUUUAGAGGCCUCGUUUAUUUUUGUGGGACUCUCUGCUAUAUAGGGCCCCACAUACCUGUCUGACUAUUGUUCUUGGACUCAACCACUGAUUAAGUAUUAUGAAAUUUGGCCUACUGAUCCUGAAUGAAACUGGCAAUGGUGAAUUUUAUGAAUGGUGUAGUGACGGUUCGUAUGCAGGGCUGGAAUAAUGGCAAUCCUCAUCCCUUGCACUGUAGGGAAUGGAAGAACCACAAAGCUAGGAAUACUAUGUAUUUCAUAGUGAUGCCCCAGUCUUCCUAAGCCCCAAAUACUGCACCUCCUGCAGCGGUUACAACUCUGUUGGAUCCCAAUGUUAAUAGGCUUUGUCACAAACAAGGAAUCUUUCUUUUUCCUUCAGUCUAUGCCUUUUGGAGUUAAAGGCUUUAAUGUCGGUGCUAGAAAGCUCUAGGGUAUUUGCUGCACUUGACAGAUGGUUGGCACCGAGUAUACUGUAUUCUAAAUUAAAUAAAAAAAAAAUACUGCCCCUUUUCAAUUGCUAAAGAGAUAAAGGUCACUAAGGAGUCAUGGCACCCUUUUUUGGGUGAUGCUAAAAGCUCUACAGCGUGACUCUUACAGUGAUACGGGCACCUCUAAAUGAAGAUCAACAAUGGAUUAAAAGAUGCAUUUCAAAUCUCUAUGUUCCUUACAGUGUGCUAACUGAGUGUCCUGUCUGUGCACUGCCUGUGGUUGGUGGUGAACACUGACGUGUAGGAUUCAUUUUUGAGAACUCCUGCUAGAGGGGUAAAUUUAAGUCCCCACACAAGUGACUUGCCGCCUCCCCCCAAUUUCUGCUCCCUCUAUUGUUAUGACUCUGUUCCUUGCCUUAUAAAGCCAAGCACUACUCACAGGCAGUGCACACAAUUAAACUACCCCAUACACACUGGAUAUAUGAUACAACAGAGGUACACCUUAGGGGUAUGUUCAAGUGGAUCCAACAUUAGUUUAGAGGUGUCUGCAUCAUUUUCAGUGCCUUCUAGCAUGAGUUCUCAACAAGAUUCUAAUCGGCUCCCAAUCAGUGCUGGUCCUAAAGGGUCCAGCAUGAUUUGUUGUUGAGUUCUGACGUCUACCUUUGGGAACAUAUGCAUUCAAGCAAUAAAUUGUUGGGAUUCCGUUACAAAAAUAAUGCUCAUAUCACAUAUUACUCUCCAGGUCUAAAGGUAUCUUCAUUUAGUGCACCCAGUAACUUUGUGCUGGGAAACCCUUCUACACAAUGAUCAUUACUAGAAAGGUGCACUCCCACAAGUUGAGGUUGCCUUAUUGGCUUGUGUAACUGGCCUUUUUUUUGUUUACCUUAAAUUUCCUAAUAGCCAGAAAAUAAAGAAGUGUUCCACAAUGUCCUUCCAAA